AUGGCCAUGGCUUCAGCUGCAAUAGACCUUUUGCUUGGGAAAAUAGUGUCAUUUCUUGACGACCAAUUGUCACUGUUAGGAGGAGUUCAUGAUGAACUUGAAGAAAUCAAGCGCGAGCUUAUAGUCAUGAAAGACUUCUUGGAGGAUGCAGAAAGAACCGGUGUUGUCAGUGAAGUGGAGAAAACAUGGGUGGCGAAUGUGAGGGACGUUUCCGUAAACGUUGAAGACUUCAUUGACGAGUUCACCUACCACAUCAACAACCAGAGAAGUUGGAGUCCAUUUACAAGAACGCUUCGUAAAUCCCUUCGCUUCCCUAAGAAUCUUUGGGAGAGGCAUCGGAUUGCCACAAAGUUGCAGAAGAUCAUCAAAAUUAUCAAAGCCUUUCCAGAGAGAAGCCUACGCAACGGAGUUAAACCUAUAGAAGAUGCUAAAGAGAAGUCGGUCACAAUGUUGUUGUCUUCACAAGCUCAAAGAACUGUGAUUUCUGUUGUUGGAAUGGGUGGCUCUGGCAAGUCUACCUUGGUUGCAAAGACCUUCAAUGGCCAGACUGUAAAGGAACAUUUCGAUUGCUGUGCGUGGAUUACUGUCUCGCAAACGUACACGGUUGAAGAUCUACUCAGAGUAAUCAUGAAGGAGCUUCUCCGAGCAGUGAAGGAGCAGAUUCCAGUAGACUUGAGCGACAUGAGCUAUUCACAUUUGGUGGAAAUGCUGGCCAGCUAUUUGAAGGAAAAGAGGUACAUGAUUGUCUUAGAUGAUGUGUGGGAUAUCAAUCUUUGGAGAAAAAUAAGUGCGGCACUUCCAGAUGGACCACAUGGAAGCCGGGUCAUGCUUACAACUCGUAAAGAAAACAUUGCUUCUUUUGCAUAUGGGCUUGGAAGUUAUGUCCACCAUGUUCAGCCUCUAAACAAGAGUGAGGCGUGGCAUCUUUUUUCCAUGAAAGCUUUCUUCAGUUGUCCUAAUAGCUGUUGUCCAACUGAGCUCGAACAUAUAGCUAGAGAUCUUGUUGACAAAUGCGAAGGCUUACCUCUAGGAAUUGUUGCUUUGGGCGCUCUCAUGUCAACCAAAAGUGUUCUGGCCGAGUGGAUGAAGGUUUACGGCAGCUUGAACUGGGAGCUAUGCAACAACCCUAGGCUUGAAGUGGUGAAGAGCAUCUUACUGUUGAGCUUCAAUGAUUUACCGUACCGGCUAAAGCAUUGCUUCCUAUAUUGUUGUGUUUUCCCUGAAGAUUAUGUGAUCCAGUGUAGAAGGCUUAUUAGACUGUGGAUAGCGGAGGGGUUUGUGGAACAAGUUAGAGGUCCAAAGACAGAAGAGAUAGCUGAGAGCUACAUGGCGGAGCUCACGUGUCGAUGCAUGCUUCAAGUAGUUGAGAGGGAACCAUCUGGGAGGGCAGAAACAUUUAGGAUGCAUGAUCUUCUGCGAGAACUCUGCAUUUCAAUUUCAGAAGCUGAGAACUUUUGUACCAUAUACAAUGACCAAGAACCAGCUAAAGAGAGCAAGGCUCGCCGCGUGUCAAUGCAAGCGAAUUCUCGAGCACUAAGAAAUCCGAAAGACAUUUCGAAGUUGCCAGAUGACAUAGUGAACUGCUUCAAUUUGAUGUAUUUAAAUUUGAGAAGAACAAAAGUUAAAGAGCUUCCCAAAGACAUCGGGAAACUCAGCAACUUAGAAAUGCUAAACAUAAGCAAUUCGAAAACUAGAUUACUUCCGGUUGGGAUUUUGAAGUUACAGAAGCUACACCAUCUCUUGAUGUUGCAUUUUAAUGAUCAAAAGUUGUGUUCUUUUGAUUGUCUUGACGGCUGCACACAAGCUCCGCCGGGCAUUUGUAAGCUAAAGAGCUUACAAGUUCUGGAUACAGUCAAGGUGGAAGGCGAGUUGAUCGAACAACUUCAGUCCAUGACGCAACUCACAAGACUAGGCUUAGCAAAUGUGAGGGAAGCUGAUGAAAAAGAUCUAUGCAAGGCGCUCGAAAACGUGAAACUCAUUGAGCAGUUGAAUGUCAUGACAACCGAUGAGGAUGAGGUGUUGCGCAUAUAUGGACGCAUUAGCGGAGGGUCCUCCAAUGCUCAACACACUUUUCCUAACUGGAAAGUUAGAGAGGAUUCCACUUUGGUUCCAUUCUCUUCAUAG
This is a messenger RNA of Rosa chinensis, 2124 nucleotides long. Its product is annotated as disease resistance protein RPM1. The record is from RefSeq and is a predicted model, not a curated record. Gene Ontology annotation, molecular function: ADP binding. The transcript has 4 exons. Gene Ontology annotation, biological process: defense response to other organism. The coding region runs from base 1 to 2124 and encodes 707 amino acids. Lineage: Eukaryota; Viridiplantae; Streptophyta; Magnoliopsida; Rosales; Rosaceae.